UUUCGGAUGGGGGUUGAGAGGGGAGGACUGUAACUCUGAGUCAGUUACAGGUUUCCGUGGCUGCAGCGCAGUUGUGAAGGCGGUCGUGGAUGCGUUCAGAGGCUCGCGCUCCUGCUCACAGCGCAGGAUCUCUAAGGAUUAUUACCGCUGCAAAAGGACCCUUAUCACGCCGUGUGGAAGGACGCAUUCAUUCUGGAUAUACUUACAGUAAUUUAAUAAAAAGAGGGAUUAGUUCAAAGGUCUGAGCAUCCAUAAUCAUGGAUGGGAUGAAGACGUACUUCUUUGGGCUCAUCUUUGUCGUGGUGGUUUCAGUCACACCUGGACUGUCCACACCGACCAUCUGGCCAAACCAGGACGAGUUGUUCCUGCAGCCCAGUUCUCCCAUCAACAUCAGCUGCACUGGGGACAGAGACGUGGCUUGGCUCGAACCCCUCCCUGAAGAUGCUGUUGUUAUUUCAGAGGGUUUCUCUUCAACUCUCUUGAUUCCCAAAGCAACUGUUGAGCACACCCGUUUUUAUGAGUGCACAUACGUAAACCAGAUUGACAUAGAAGAAGAGCAUGAGGAAAUGGCGUACAUCUACAUCUUUGUCCAAGAUCCCCACAUCCCCUUUGUCCCAGAGACACCGGAAAACCUCAUCAUUCCCCAUGACUCUUUUCGGGUGAUCAUCCCCUGCCGUGCAUCCCACCCGACUGCUUCUGUCAUCCUGAGGAGCGUCCCAGCCAGAGAGAAGAUCAGCAACUCCUACGACUACAAAACGGGUUUCAUCGACAACCUCCCUCCUGGGCAGUACCAGUGUGAGACCACUGUGAACGGCCAGACGUUCACGAGUGACGUCUACACUGUAAAAACCGAGGAACUUGAGAAGGUUGAGGACUUUGAGGUGGAAGUGAAAGCCAGUGAAGAGACGUUAAGGGCUGGCCAGCCUCUCAACAUCACCUGCAUCGCUCCGUCUGGAUCAGGCUUCCAGCAGCAGUGGGUUCACUCGAAAAAACAGGCUGUAAAUGCAAAUCAGAUGAAGCAGACAGCCCCUGACUGGGUGAUCUACAGCCUCAGCAUCCCACGAGCCGCCGCUCAGGACAGCGGCGUGUACGAGUGCUCGGUCACACACACGGUCAGUGGAAGAACCAGAGUCAGCAGAGUGGCUGUGACUGUUUUUGAAGAGAACUCCUUUUUGGCUCUGGACCACAGCGGGAUCCUCACGACGGAGUUUGUCAGCAUUUUGGAGGAGACACAGUUCACCAUCCUGAUUAAUGCCUAUCCAGCCCCUUCAGUGUCAUGGCUGAAAGAUGGCACGGCGCUGUCAGAGAACUACUACGUCUCCUCUAAUUUAAGCCGCAUUGAAGGGAACCGGUAUGAGAGCACUCUGACCUUCCGGCACCCUCUGGAGAAAAACAGCGGGAAUUACACGAUCAGAGCUUGGAGCGACUCUCACACAGCCCAGUUCUCCUUCCUCCUCAAAGUGAGAGCUUCAGCUGGAUUGAUGAUCUUACCAUCCUCAGCCCCGGUGCUGCUGCCAAAUGUGGAUGAGAUGGUAGCGCCCCUUCACACCGCUUUUGUCUUGACGUGUCGCGGGGCAGCACAUCUGGAGUGGGAGAUACCGCACACUGUUCUGGAGCAGACGCAGCAGGACAGCAGCGGCCUGUAUGUGACCUCCAUCACCGUGGAAAAAGCAACGGCCAUGCACACCGGCUACUACAUCUGCUUCUACACAAACGCCACACACCACACAGAGGAGAGCAGCAUCUACGUCUACGUUCCAGAUCCUGAUGCCCCCUUUGUGCCAUCACCUUGGUCUUUCAUGAAUCCCGUCCUGUCCGACCACGAGGAGAUGGAGAUUCCCUGCAGAGUGUCUGACCCAACAGCACACGUGACACUGCUGAACGUUGACACCCAGCAGCCUGUGCCUUGUGUUUAUGACAGUAAAAGAGGGGCUUUGGGGAUAUUUACUGCUGGAACCUACGUCUGCAAGGCCCUCAUUAAAGGAAAGGAGCACUACAGUGAGGAGUACAUCGUUCACGGCUUGAUAGGCACAUUGCACGUUGAACUGUCAGCCAAAAAGACAGCUCUGAUGGUUGGGGACACCAUCGUUGUCAACUGUCUGGCUCGAGGACCUGAGAUGUUAGAAGACCACUGGAAGUACCCAGGCAAGCUGGCUAAUCGCGGCAGCAAAACCGUUAAAGAGAACAGGAAGGCUCAGGAGAUCCUGUACACUCUGACAAUCCCACAAGCUUCAACCAAAGACAGCGGCGUCUACUCCUGUUCGCUCACUGAUAUAGUCUCUACUAAGAGCCAGACGAAGGAAGUCAACAUCCAAGUGUUUGCCAGUGAGGUCAUGUCCAUCCAGCCAGAGUUUAGGGAGUACGAAUCUGCAGAGCUAGACGAGGUGCGGGAGUUCAAGGUGAAGAUCGACUCUUUUCCAGAAGCUCGUAUCACUUGGUUGAAAGACGGUAGCCCUCUCAGCAAUGUGACAGCGGAGAUCUCCACCAACCUGAGGCAGAUCAGUGAGAUCAGCUACAUCAGUGCUCUCACUCUGAUCCGGGCCAAGGAGGACGACAGUGGGAACUACACCAUGCGGGUGCAGAACGGAAACCAAAGUCAAGAAGCUAGCUUCAUCCUCGAGGUUAAAGUGCCUGCAGUGAUCGUAGAUCUGAUGGACCUCCACCACGGUUCAGCCACAGGCCAGUCUGUGGUUUGCAUUACCAGAGGGCAGCCCACUCCUGUGGUGGAGUGGUUCAUCUGCAAGAACAUCAAACAUUGUGCCAAUGACACAUCGUCCUGGGUGCCUCUCCUCUCCAAUGCCACUGAAAUCACGAUGGAGUCGCACUUGGAUGAAGAGAGCAACCUGGAGAGCCAGGUCAUGUUUGGUCAUCUGGAAAGCACGCUGGCAGUCCGUUGCCUAGCAAGAAAUGAAAUGGCUGCUGUCAGCAGGGAAGUCAAGCUGGUGUCCAACGGCCCUCACCCUGAGCUGACGGUAGCUGCUGCCGUGCUGGUGCUCCUGGUCAUUGUCAUCAUCUCACUCAUUGUCUUGGUUGUUAUCUGGAAACAGAAACCACGGUAUGAGAUUCGCUGGAGGGUCAUAGAGUCUGUGAGCCCGGACGGCCAUGAGUACAUCUAUGUGGAUCCCAUGCAGCUUCCCUACGACUCCAGAUGGGAGUUCCCCCGUGACAGACUCGUGCUCGGUCGGAUUCUGGGUUCUGGAGCUUUUGGGAAGGUGGUUGAAGGCACCGCCUACGGACUUAGCCGCUCCCAGCCAGUUAUGAAGGUGGCAGUGAAAAUGCUGAAGCCCACAGCUCGCUCCAGUGAGAAGCAGGCUCUGAUGUCUGAACUGAAGAUCAUGACUCAUCUCGGACCUCAUCUGAAUAUCGUUAACCUCCUGGGAGCGUGCACCAAGUCAGGCCCUAUCUACAUUAUCACUGAGUACUGCUUCUAUGGAGACCUGGUCAACUACCUUCACAAGAACAGGGAGAACUUCCUGAGCCUGAGCCCGGAGAAAAACAAGAAGGAACUGGAUAUAUUUGGAAUUAACCCUGCAGAUGAGAACAGCAGGAGCUAUGUGAUCCUGUCCUUUGAGGGUAAAGCAGACUAUAUGGACAUGAAGCAAGUGGACAACACUCAGUAUGUUCCCAUGCUGGAGAUAAGUAGCACCUCCAAGUACUCCGACAUCCGGAGGUCCAACUAUGACCAUCCUCCCUCUCAGAAAGGUUCAAACGAAGCUGAGAUGGACAACCUGCUGUCGGAUGACAUGAACGAAGGCCUCUCAACAACCGACCUGCUCAGCUUUACCUACCAGGUGGCCAAAGGAAUGGAGUUUCUUGCUUCCAAAAAUUGUGUACAUCGAGACCUAGCGGCCAGAAAUGUCCUCCUCUCUCAGGGCAAGAUAGUUAAAAUCUGUGACUUUGGACUGGCCAGAGACAUCAUGCAUGACAACAACUACGUCUCCAAAGGAAGCACAUUUUUGCCAGUGAAGUGGAUGGCUCCGGAAAGUAUUUUUGACAACCUCUACACAACUCUGAGUGACGUUUGGUCAUAUGGCAUCCUCCUCUGGGAGAUAUUCUCUUUAGGUGGUACACCGUAUCCAGGAAUGGUUGUGGACUCCAGCUUCUACAAUAAGAUCAAGAGCGGUUACAGGAUGUCCAAACCAGAGCAUGCUCCAGAUGAUGUCUAUGAGAUGAUGAUGAAGUGCUGGAACAGCGAGCCCGACAAGAGGCCGUCCUUCAUGGGUCUGAGUGAAUCUGUGGCAUCUUUGCUGCCCUCCAGCUACAAGAAGCAUUACGAGAAGGUGAACCAUGAUUUCCUGAAGAGCGACCAUCCGGCUGUCACUCGGGUGUGCGUGGAGACUGAUGCCGACUACGUGGACAUUCCAUACAAGAACCAGGGCAAGCUAAAAGACAGGGAGAGUGGCUUUGAUGAGCAGCGGCUGAGCUCUGACAGUGGCUACAUAAUCCCCCUCCCCGACCUGGACCCAGUGUCUGAUGAAGAAUACGGAAAGAGGAACAGACACAGCUCUCAAACAUCUGAGGAGAGCGCUAUAGAGACAGGGUCGAGCAGCUCCACCUAUGCUAAGCGUGAGGGGGAGACCCUGGAGGACAUCACACUGCUGGACGAGAUGUGCCUGGACUGCAGCGACCUGGUGGAGGACAGCUUUCUGUGACAACUGACUAGCCUGAGCAGAAACAGUGCAAGGAGAGGAGGUGUGAGGACAUUUGAAACCAGCCAAAGACUCUGACAUCACUGGUUCUCCUCUCAAACUGGCCAUUCCAGGGACAGAACAAAACCACUUCACAGUCUCAGUGAGUCUGUGGUGACGCAAAGGUACACAGCUCUCCUCCACAGACGGGGAACUCCUUUGGGUUGGAGAGGAGGAUGAGCAUGAACAAAAAAGUGACACAAAGGAAGGACUACUGUACACACGCCUGCUCCAAAAGUCAUACUCCUAAAGCUUUAUACCAUUGAGCCUUCUGUCAACAACAACAAAUCUAACAUGCAGAUCAGAAACUUUCAAUGAGCUCAUCAAGACAUUCAGACACCUGUAUUUGACCACUACCUAUGCACUAUUUCAUCUAGACUGCUUCAAGUGUCCAAACAGUAUUGAAAAGGAACAAAAUGAGCGCCUGAUGCUGGCACAAUCAGUAGCAAUACUUCUAUUUUAAGCACAAAAUGUGGACUGUGUGCAUGUGUUUGUACGUGACCAUGUAGUGUCCUCGGUAGUAAGGUACAUGUGGCAGUUCAAAUUUAUUUUUUUACAUCGUUGUUAUAUGAACAUGUGUUAUUUGUAAACGAGUAGAUGCAGACGCAGUAGAUGUCGUGUGUGUCUUUGCUCGGUUGUUCGUUUCUGCCUGAAAGAUCACGUCGUGGAACUUUUUAAAGGCCUGGGUCUUAUUUGAUGCACGGACUUCAUCAGAUCUAGGGUGAUUGUAGUGUAAAUAGCUCCAGAGUUGUUUUAUAAGAGAGAAAUAUUGAGAUGGUACUCCAUUAUUGUUUAUGAGUACCUGCAACGGGUUUCUGCUCAUGUUGUCACGGCUUUGGAAAAGUCGAUUACAGUUAAAAUACUAAAAAACACAUUUUUGGGAUUUUAUGAUUUAGAUUUUGUCAGAGUAUGAUGUGUUUCCACCAAAAACUGCAGGAGGCGUUGAAUUAGGAAUUUUUGAGCCAAAGAAAUGAAUAUUGUGUUUAAAUCUGAAGGUUUAUUUAAACACCUUUGGUGCGUUCUUGCUGUGUUAAAAUUCUAAUUCCAUCUUUUAGUUCUUUUUAAAACACAGAAAGGUUUUAUUUACCUGCAGCGUUUCGUUUGCGGCUGCAACCUUUCUGUGUUUUAAACCGAACGAAAAGACGGAAUUAGAAGGUUUCUUGUCUUGUAUUUUCACACAAACCCUUCAUAAGUAGGUUUCAGUCAUUCUGGACUUCUGCAUUCCCCAUGUCAUCCUCACCCGCUGUGCCUCCUCGUUUUGACUGUGAUUUAUCCUACAAUCAGAUGUUGCACUUUCCUUUUCCUCCACUUUCUGUUGGAUGAUGCCGACAAACUAACCCGGCUAAGCUAAAAACGAGAGACAGAAAAGAUGGAAACAGCUGUUGCUUUGACCCUUGAUGUGAACGUUUGCAGCACAGGUGAGUGGUGUGUGUGUGUGUGAGUGUGUGUGUGUGUGUGUGUGUGUGUGUUGGUACCCUGUCUGUAGUCAUAGAUAAUCACACUUAAUAUGACCUUUUAUUACAGUGUUACCCAUAUUCUACAUCAUGUACAGUCAGAUGAUAUAUAUUUCAAUAAAUGAUUUAUAAAGUAAACAAGUUGUU
Molecule: messenger RNA, 6289 nt
Organism: Nothobranchius furzeri (turquoise killifish)
Lineage: Eukaryota; Metazoa; Chordata; Actinopteri; Cyprinodontiformes; Nothobranchiidae
Gene: pdgfra
Product: platelet-derived growth factor receptor, alpha polypeptide
Biological process (GO): embryonic cranial skeleton morphogenesis; positive regulation of kinase activity; protein phosphorylation
Cellular component (GO): plasma membrane; signaling receptor complex
Molecular function (GO): platelet-derived growth factor alpha-receptor activity; ATP binding; platelet-derived growth factor binding
Source: RefSeq, a predicted model, not a curated record